Chelmon rostratus (copperband butterflyfish) is the source of this 3274-nucleotide messenger RNA. It is a transcript of the gene gen1, whose product is annotated as flap endonuclease GEN homolog 1. The record is from RefSeq and is a predicted model, not a curated record. The transcript has 13 exons. Bases 33 to 2819 code for a protein of 928 amino acids. Gene Ontology annotation, molecular function: 5'-flap endonuclease activity; four-way junction DNA binding. Lineage: Eukaryota; Metazoa; Chordata; Actinopteri; Chaetodontiformes; Chaetodontidae.
UUACAUCGGUUAAAUCCCACUUUGGGGUAGUUAUGGGUGUUCACGAUUUGUGGUCUAUCGUCGAGCCGGUUCGUGAGUCGGUGCCGCUCUACAGUUUGAGCGGAAAGACGCUGGCAGUCGAUCUGAGUUUAUGGGUGUGCGAGGCCCAGCACGUCCAGGCAAUGGUGGGGAGGGUUACCAAACCCCACCUGAGGAAUUUAUUUUUCAGAGUCUCAUCCCUCACGCUUAUGGGGGUAAAGCUUGUCUUUGUGAUGGAAGGAGAAGCCCCUAAACUUAAAGCAGAAACCAUGAAAAAGAGGACGGAAACGAGAUAUGGAGGAUUCAAAAAGGCUUCUGCCCCGAAAUCCACAACAACCACCAGCAGAGGGCGCUUUAAAGCUGUGCUUAGAGAGUGUGCAGAAAUGCUGGACUAUCUGGGUGUGCCAUGGGUGACAGCUGCUGGGGAAGCUGAGGCCAUGUGUGCCUACCUGGACUCAAAGGGCCUGGUGGACGGCUGCAUCACGAAUGAUGGAGAUGCGUUCUUGUACGGGGCCCUGACUGUCUACAGGAACUUCAAUAUGAACAGCAAAGACCCUCAGGUGGACUGUUACAGGACCUCCAGGGUACAAACAGAGUUACAUCUCACCAGAGAGAAUCUUGUUGGUCUGGCCAUCCUCCUUGGCUGUGAUUAUAUUCCUAAGGGCAUACCAGGUGUUGGUAGAGAGCAAGCUCUAAGGCUUAUCCAGAUGCUGAAAGGACAAACGCUUCUCCAGAGGUUCAUCCAGUGGAAGGAGGAGAAUGCACAUGUGUCUGAGGGAGUUGUAAAGAAGGUUGCUCACUGCCACGUAUGUCGACAUCCUGGCUCAACAAAGUCACAUGAGCGCGGUGGCUGUGUGCUUUGCGACAGCAGACAUUUCUGUCAGCCUCAUGACUUUGACUACCAGUGUCCCUGUGACUGGCACCGCUAUGAACAGGCCCGCCAGGCCUUGUCUUUUGAGGCAAAUAUCAGGAAGAAAACACUGGCAAGUCACCAAUUCCCCUUUACAGAGAUCAUUAGUGAGUUCCUGAUUCCCAAGGACAAGCCUGUGUCAAAUUUCAAGAGGAGACAGCCAAAUAUGCUGUUGAUUCAGAAAUUUGCCUAUGACAAGAUGGAGUGGCCUCAGCAUUAUACCAGUGAAAAGGUUUUAGUCUUGAUUACCUAUGCAGAGCUGAUGAACAGAAAAUAUGGAAGAGAAAUGUCCUCCCAAAUCAAGCCCCUCAGGAUCUCAAAACCGAGGGUGAGAAACGCCGUCGCUUGCUUCGAAAUCAUCUGGAGCACACCAGAACAUUAUGUGUUUCCCGAGGAUCGGCCUGCAGAGGAUCAACAUGAGGUGAGGACAGUGGAGGAAGAGUCUCUCGUCCGUGUGGCCUUUCCACAGGUGGUGGAAAGCUACCUGAGAGACAAAGCUCUGGCGGAAGAGAAAAAGACCAAGAAGAAGAAGCCAAAGAGUAAAAAGGAGAAGACGUCUGAUCUGAUCUCAGAUGAUAUUUCAGGCCUCUUGGCUCAGAUGACCCUUCAGAGAUCCUCUAACUCUCAGCCACAAGCGCUGCUACCUACCGUUUCAAACACAGAUGAACCAGACGUGGUGGUUUUGGACACUCCAGUGAACCAUAAACAGCAGCGGCCGUCGAAAGAAGACCACAGGAGUCCGGGCGAUUGCCCGAAUACUCCUCUGUCUGAUCCAGGAUCAGUGGCUGCUGCCUCACCUUCUGUCUCAGCUGUUAUCGACGCGCUACACCUGAGUGAUAUCGACUGGGAUGCUUUGUCCUUCACAUCCUCUCCACCUCCACAAUCAGCCGCAAACCCCACCACUGAGCUCAAGCUGAGCAAAAUCACAGACAGUGAGAUCAAGGAAACAGAGGGCGAGAGCAACAAGCGGAAAACCUCAAGUGCUGUCAAAGAAGCAGACUCCAGAUCUGCUCCAGAGUUGUGCUACACUGACUGUCCUCUAAGGGACAGGGUGCUGAUGAGGAACACAGCUAAAGCUAUAGACCAGAUGGAGAUGCACAAUGACGUGAUCUCAAAACAACUGAACUAUGAGUUAACCUCUCUCAAACACACUUCCUCUAAGUCAAACUCAAAACCAAGUGGGCAGCCCAGUAAAGGCAACGAUGAGGAAUCUGCUGUUAACAAAAAAGAACCUCUCACUGACAAAAGGCAGUGUGCAACAAAUAAGUUGGGAACUGAGACUCACAGUUCAAAGCAGCAGCUGAGGCCUGCAGUCCAAGCUCAAAGUAAGACAAAGGGCAAAUGUAAUGGCUCCCAAAAGCCUCCUCAGAAAUAUAAAUUUGUCAGAACAGCCAUUUCAUCAUCGGCCGUCCCACCACAGAGGUGCCACUCUGACCUAGUUCAAAGUGACAAAAACGCGCCGCAGACCACUAAGAAGAGCGUGUGUGUGAGCAUGGGUUCAUCCAGCGAGGAGAGUGAUGCAGAGAACCAGCAGUUUGGACCUCAAAGAAAAGCUAAAAUCAAGCCAAUAAGCAAACUUAAGGGCAGCUUACUUUCAGACGUCCCCCAGAAACCUGUUUCUGGAACUAAAGCAACCGAACGAACAGCUAAAAAGGCUGCUGCCGUCCAGUCGUUACGACAAAAACCUCAGAGCAGCGGCGUAGAGGUUGAGAUAAGCAGCAUACCUGCGUCCACUAAAAGCCAGGAUGUGUCGCCAGCCAAUGUGGACGGUGACGUGUUCCUUCAGACUCCAGCCUCACCUGUUGUUAUGUCAGACGGUGAUGAUUCAGUGAUUGGUAGUGACAGUCCGCUGCCACUGGCAGAGAGACUGAGACUGAAGUUCCUGAAGUGAGCAGUAUAAUUACAGGAUGAUGGACAAGAACGUGAGCUAAUUUAUGUUGAAUGUGAAGGUUUACUCUUAACCUUGGAAAAAAAUCUUACGUUCUGUUUCCAGCUUUUUACAGUGGAGCUAUUGAUGAACCGCAUAUCUUUAGGUUUUGGAUUGUUUAUCAGACAAAACAAGACGUUUGAUGACAUCAACUACGGCUUUAGCAAAUUAUGAUGCUAAUUUUUCCACUACUGUCUUAUAUUUUAUAUACCAAGCAAUUAAGAAAAAGUUAGUCUUAGCUUUGCCACAACUUGUUACUGUGAUCCCAAAUGGAACUGUUUCUGUAAAACAGGGAAAGGCUGAGCAUGGACACACUUUAAAGUAUUAAAUGAGUGACAUGUGGCUUGAUAGGAAAUUAUUUUAAUAAAGGUGUGUGUUUAGAUGUUUGUUGCAAUAAAUGCUGUGAGAUUUAAAAGCUU